AUGGAACAACAAAUUCAAGUAUUAACUGCUGUCUGUAAAAAAUUAAACAACGACAUUGAAACGCUCGGUGCACAAACAGCACAACGUGGAUCAACUUUUGCUCAAUUAGAUGCCAAUCAACAAACUCAUAAUGAACAGUUACGGGUAUUAAAUACUGAUCUUCAAUUUAAACUAGCAAAAGUUGGUGGUAUUAUUCAAAAACUGUUAGCAGAUGUUGAAAAUAUUACACACGGAUUACGCGACACACAGCAUACGCAGCAAGAGUUCAAUCGUGCAAAUGUACAACGAUAUCAAGAACUGAAAAAUGAGCUUACAGCGCUUAGUCAACGUUUAGAUCGUAUGUUCAAUGAACAACAGGUUCUUUUACAUUCAUUUGAAACGGAUACUGCACAAGCUCUAUCAACAGCUGAUUCACGCUCAAGAACAUUUGUGGAUGAGUUAAGAAGUCAGUUUUAUCAAACAAAAAGUCAAAAUGAUAGUGAACGAGAACGAAAUGAACAACGAGUACAUCAACGACUCGAUGAAACCAAACGAACAGUUGAAAAAUAUGAUCGUCUUGAGAAACGUAUAGAUGAGGUUGCUCAUCAGUUCGAUAGAAAAACUGUCUCGCUAGAUGAUCAAUAUAAACGAACUGUAUCCGAUUUGAAUCGAAGCAAUGAGACUGUCGAACAAACGGUUUAUAAACGAUUCGAUGAGAAAUAUCAACGUGCAUCGACCACCUUAGAAAAAAUAAAAAAGGAAAUGCGUACAUGUUUUGAAUCAUUAGAAGGUUCGGUGAAAACAUUACAGCGUAUCACUGACGGACGAAUUAAAGUUGCUGAAGAAAACUUUGAUACAGAAAUUGAUAAACUGAUCAAAUUUCGACAACUGGCACCCAAUGCACAAGUCGAUUCAUGUGUAAUUCCAACAAGGAACAAAAUAUUUUAUCUGAGUGAUAUUGUAAUGAAUCUGUUUGAUAGUGCAUUUGCUUCAUCAACAUUGUCGAGUUAUUGGAUCGGUUAUGUACGUUUCCAACGACUUGCUGUACAAUUUGAUCCAACUUACACAUCUCGUAAUGGUAUUGUGACUGAACAUUUGCUGUUGUAUUUUAUAGCUUAUUGUUAA
Molecule: messenger RNA, 1104 nt
Organism: Didymodactylos carnosus
Lineage: Eukaryota; Metazoa; Rotifera; Eurotatoria; Philodinida; Philodinidae
Source: the annotation of a GenBank genome assembly